Molecule: messenger RNA, 2063 nt
Organism: Aplysia californica (California sea hare)
Lineage: Eukaryota; Metazoa; Mollusca; Gastropoda; Aplysiida; Aplysiidae
Gene: CPE2
Product: carboxypeptidase E-3
Biological process (GO): proteolysis
Molecular function (GO): metallocarboxypeptidase activity; zinc ion binding
Source: RefSeq, marked provisional
UGUAGCUAGUAAGAACAGGCACACCGUUCCACGGUGAAAUUUAGUUAAUUUAAGUGUCAACUAGAUCUAACCUUUUAACACAUUGGUAGGACUUACUGAGGGAUGGAUACUUCGAAAAUGUUGUCACAGUGUGUCCUGGUGUUCGCAGCAGCAGUUGCGAUCGUUUCCUAUCAAUCUAUUGAAGCAUCACAAGACACAGAAGAGAAUGGCAGCAAAAAAACAGAAAGCACAAUAUUUUUUCACCAUACGUAUGAAGAAAUGGUCAGUUUGAUGUACGAAGUGAAUAAAGCGUGUCCAGAAGUUACAAGAAUCUACAACCUGAGUGAACCUUCUGUAGAAAAACGCAAUCUCACAGUGCUGGAAAUCACAGAAAACCCAGGCGUGCAUGUUCCAGGUAAACCAGAAUUUAAGUAUGUUGCCAACAUGCAUGGCAAUGAAGUGGUGGGCAAGGAGAUGGUGCUCUACUUUCUGGUGGCUUUGUGCGAGGAAUACAAAAGAGGAGACAAGCUGGCCAACUUUAUUGUCUCACAAACAAGGGUACAUGUUCUGCCCUCAAUGAACCCUGACGGAUGGCAGAAAGCUUACAAGGAAUUGCAAGAAAAGGGUGAGGCUGGUUGGUUGACUGGAAGAGCCAAUGCUAAUGAUGUAGACCUGAAUCGUAACUUUCCUGACCUGAAUGCACAGAUCUAUGAAAAUGAAAAGAAGCACAAAGGCAGGAACAAUCAUCUUGUGAAAGUUGAGAACACAAUUGCUAAUGACAAAUCACUUCAACCUGAAACACGAGCAGUAAUGAGAUGGUUUGCAGAGAUUGGAUUUGUGCUAUCUUCCAACUUGCACGGUGGAGAUCUAGUGGCCAACUAUCCCUAUGAUGAGACAAGAUCUGGCAAAAUGCAGGAGUACACAGCAUGCCCUGAUGAUCACACAUUUGUGUAUCUGGCAAAGUCUUAUGCAUACUUUCAUGCUACUAUGGCUGACCCGGAACGUCCACCUUGUGACAAAGAUGGGGACAACAAACCAAUCACUAACGGUGGGCUGUGGUACUCUGUGGCCAGAGGUAUGCAAGAUUAUAACUACCUGAACACUAAUUGCUUUGAGAUUACUCUUGAACUGGGAUGCAAGAAAUUUCCGGCAGCUUCAGAGCUCGAGAAAUAUUGGUUGGACAAUGCUGCAGCUAUAUACAACUAUGUCCUACAGACUCACAUUGGUGUUAAAGGAUUUGUCAAGUCAGUGGAUGAUACACCAAUUGCUAACGCUGAAAUCAAAGUUCGCAGCUUGGCCACUGGAUUUCCUAUUGACCACGAUAUCGUCUCUCUUGAAGAUGGAGAUUACUACCGACUCCUCGGCAAUGGCUAUUACCACAUCCAGGCUAAGGCUGAGGGCUUCCACCCCAGGUCAAAGUGUAUCCGUAUUGAAAACAACAUCCAUGUUGGUGUCCCUAGCUACGAUCUUCGCCCUGCUACACAGAUGAACUUCACCCUGAACCCAACUAAACUUCCUCAGCAGAGUGAUAAAAAAGAAGAUUAUAACUGUGAAAGACUUUGGAAUGAAGUGCAGAUGGAGACUCAACUGGAGGACCGUGAGCUUCUGGUGUCCGUGCUGAGCUACCUACAGCCUCAGACCAAGUGGUCUCUGUUGGCCGACCAGUUGUCUACCCUUGAGCUCUACUCUCUGCUCGCCGAGGCCCUGAAGGAACUCAACCCAGACCAGAUGAGGGAGGUUCUGGAGAGACUGCCACACGCUGUCCAGGAGCAGUUGGAGCUGGUCAUCUCUGCCCAUAUGUCCAAGUAACUCGGUCCUGGUGGGCUUAGUGUGGUCAUGGUGGACCAUAAUAUGUUAAAUUAACUCUAUCCUGGUGGGCUCAGUUUAGUCAUUUCGGCCCCAUAUGUUGAAUUAACUCUAUCGUGAUGGGCUCAGUUUAGUCAUUUCGACCCCAUAUGUUGAAUUAACUCUAUCCUGGUGGGCUUUGUGUUGUCAUGGUGGACCAUAUGUUGAAUUAACUCUAUCCCAAUGGAUUCAGUUUAGUCAUCUUGACCCUCGUGUUCAAUUGACUCUAUCCUAGCGGG